Molecule: messenger RNA, 1484 nt
Organism: Pseudoliparis swirei
Lineage: Eukaryota; Metazoa; Chordata; Actinopteri; Perciformes; Liparidae
Gene: stmn3
Product: stathmin-like 3
Exons: 5
Coding region: 29-574 (181 amino acids)
Biological process (GO): microtubule depolymerization; regulation of microtubule polymerization or depolymerization; neuron projection development
Cellular component (GO): cytoplasm; neuron projection
Molecular function (GO): tubulin binding
Source: RefSeq, a predicted model, not a curated record
CUCUCCUCUUCCACCACCGUCAGCAACAAUGACCAGCACAGUAUCAGCCUACACAGACAAGAUCAAGGAGAUGUCCAUGCUGUCUCUGAUAUGCUCCUGCUUCUACACACAGCCAAAUCCCAACAGCCUCUAUGAGUAUGGAGACCUGGAGGUGAAGGGCUUGAACAAGCGAGCAUCCGGCCAGUCGUUUGAGGUUAUCCUGAAGGAUCCUGACCAGUGCGGGGACAAAAGCCAGACUCAGCCGCUGCCUUCCCCCCCAAGGAGGGAGGUGUCCCUGGAGGAGCUCCAGCGGAGGCUGGAGGCUGCUGAGAAAAGGAGGAAGUCCCAGGAGGACCUGUUGCUGAAGCAGCUGGCGGAGAAGAGGGAGCACGAGCAGGAGGUUCUCCACAAGGCGCGCGAGGAGAACAACGUCUUUAGCAAGAAGACGGAGGAGAAGCUCACCCAAAAGAUGGAGGUCAACCAGGAGAACCGCGAGGCCCACCUCAAUGCUCUCAAACAACGGCUGCGUCAGAAAGAAGUCCACGCCGCUGAAGUGCGCAGGAACAGGCAGCUUCAGGCCGACCUCUCGGGCUGAAGAUGCCCUCUCAAGCAGUGGAUGUUGCUUUUGAAACUCUUCUGUGUGUCAAAGUGUUCCUAGUUGUUCAGUACUCACGAAUAUCAUCCCACAGUGCACCUUUCAGGAUAAAAACUAUUUGUAAAUCAGCACCAAAACAUUUUACUCAUCCGUUUAAUUUUUUGGUAAACCACACAUAUUUUACAGAAUAUCUACCUGAAGUCAGGUAGAUAUUCUGACAUAGCCAAGUACAGCGGACAUAAAGUCCACUCCUUAGCCGAAUGAGAUAUGUGUCGGGUUUAUUUAAAAGAAAAUAUGACUGAAUAAUGCUGACUAAUCUGCAAAAAUUAAUUUGUGACUGUGAGUAUUUAAAUGUCUUCUGAGUUUUUUUUGGUACCUUUGGUGUGAGCUUAUUUCAGGAUCCACCUCUUCUCUCUACAUUUAGCCCAAUGAAGACCUGCAGUCAAGUAGCAGCUAAAAACUCUAAAUCAAUAUUUUUUAUUGUCACAGUGACAGUGAAAGUGAGGCCCACAAACAGGUUUUUGUUGAUCAUGUUCUAAAUGCUUAUGUAAGGGGAGUGGCUUCUGAAGGAGGCUUGAAGAGAUGGGCUGUCAGUGUUGCCAACUCAGCCACUUUCUCUCUAUAUGUAGUGACUUUCUUUCUUUAAUUUUGUUGGAAAAGGGUUGGCAACACUGGGUUUUUCUCUUGGAUCAUUGAAAAAAAAUCCAGCAAACUCUUGCCAGUUUCUCACCAAACCCUAUAGCUUUGACAUAAUUUAUUUUACUACCAUGACAUUUUUAUUUUACUUGUCUGAAGACCAUUUUUACACAUCGUUAAACAGUUUACAAUUUUUCCAUUUGAUUUAACUGUUUUCUGAAACACUUUUAAAACACGUUUUUCACCCUCAGAAUGAAUAAAGAGAAUGUUAGGA